AUACACAGGGAAGGAAGAGAGACAACUAUAUACUGUAUACAGACAGGGUCACACACAGAUAUAUACUGCCAGAUAGUGAGAUAGGGGCACAAAUACCUAUAUACAGUGUAUACUGUCAGAUAGUGAGAUAGGGGCACACUUACAUAUAUACAGUAUAUACUGACAGAUAGUGAGAUAGGGGCACACACACCUAUAUACAGUAUAUAUAUAUAUAUAUAUAUAUAUAUAUAUAGUGAGAUAGGGGCACACACACCUAUAUACAGUAUAUACUGCCAGAUAGUGAGAUAGGGGCACACACCUAUAUACAGUAUAUACUGCCAGAUAGUGAGAUACAGGCACACACACCUAUUUACAGUAUAUACUACCAUAUAGUGAGAUAGGGGCGUGCACACCUAUAUACAGUAUAUACUGCUAGAUAGUGAGAUAGGGCGCACACACCUAUAUACAGUAUAUACUGCUAGAUAGUGAGAUUGGGGCAUAUACACCUAUAUACAGUAUAUGCUUUCAGAUAGGGACACACACACCUAUAUACAGUAUAUACUGCAGGAUAGUGAUAUUGAGGCCUAUACACCUAUAUACACUAUAUACUGCCAGAUAGUGAGAUAGAAACAUACACUCUCUCAACAUCCUGUCAGACAGUGAGAUAGGGACACCCAUAUCAAAAUAUAUAUACUGGCCAAAAAAUACAGCACUAUACAGCUGAUUUUACAAUCAGAGUAAUAUAAAAACAGAGCUAUGAUUACUAAAAGUCAGAUCACUUUGAGCACUCACAUUAGGAAAUGUGUUUUUGUUCUAUAGAAAAACCUACAUCUUGUCAGAGAGUCAACUUUGAAGACUGCAAGUGACUGAGUCAUGUCAUUCUAUCGCUUUCCCUUCUCAUCCUGCGCGCUCCGCUCUCUUCAGGAGGAUGCAGAGCAGCAGGAGCGGUGGGAGCUACGCAAGCGCAUGAGCCGAGGAACCAGGAAAUAUACUUUGCCUACAGAGACUGAGGAAAGGUCCCCAAUGAUCUGCACAGACCCUAUUAUACACAAUGCUCUGUUUAGUGGAGACAUAUCUGCUCUGCAAGGCUUUCAGCGGACACUAUGCUCACCAAAACUACUCCUUCCCACGCGGAACCACAACUUGCGCUGGAGCAGCCAACAAACUGGGAUCUGGUCUAUGACCUAUGAGGAGGAGUUCACUUGCCCCUUGUAUGUCACUGCAAGUCGUGGGUACACUGAUUGCCUUCAAUUACUCCUCAAGGAAGGAGCAGAUGUUGAUUUUUCCCCUGGUGGAGAAAGUGCCCUGCACGGUGCCUGUGAGAAUGCACAUUCCGAGUGUGUAAAUCUUCUUCUAAGAUAUGGGGCAAAUCCCAAUUCAGUGUCUCAAGAUGGAACCCUUCCCCUGCACCUCUGCAAGGCUUCUGAGUCCUAUAAUUGUGCAAAGCUGCUCUUGCAGUAUGGUGCCCAUGUCAACAGUCAGAGCCACGAUGAUGAAGACACACCACUGCACGUGGCUUCAAAACAUGGUCUGUGGGAACUGGUUGAACUUUAUCUGAGUUAUGGAGCCAAUGUUGACAAGAAAAAUGCACAGGGAGAAACACCCCUAUGUGCUGCCUGCAGUCAUCCCCAGAACCCAGAGGAGCUAGAGCGAUACUAUAUGGUAUGCAAGCGCAUAAUAGAAGAUGGUGCCAACAUACACGCCUGUGACAAUGACCAGCAGAGCCCACUUCACCUGGCCUGUAAGAGUGUUAACCCACGAGUGGUCGACUUGCUGUUGAGCCAUGGAUCACAGGUGAAUGCAAUGAGUUACAGUGGGAACACAGCCAUGCAUAACAUCCUACAAGUGACUGCAUACAAGUUACAGAACCAGCCUGAACUCAUUGCACGUAUGCUGCUCAACCAUGGGACCAUCCGAGUGUGGCCAGGUGCACUUGUAAAGGUGCUGCGCUACUGCUCGUCCUCACCUAGGACAGUGGAAGUUCUGCUGAACACCUACAGCUACGUUCGUGUCACCGAAGAGUGGGCAGAUGCAGUGCCAGAGGAGCAGAAGCAGGUAUGUCCCACAAUACUACUGUACAUCUGA
Molecule: messenger RNA, 2064 nt
Organism: Bombina bombina (fire-bellied toad)
Lineage: Eukaryota; Metazoa; Chordata; Amphibia; Anura; Bombinatoridae
Gene: ASB10
Product: ankyrin repeat and SOCS box containing 10
Exons: 4
Coding region: 853-2064 (403 amino acids)
Molecular function (GO): protein binding
Source: RefSeq, a predicted model, not a curated record